This is a messenger RNA of Arachis duranensis, 1716 nucleotides long. RefSeq names its product protein FAR1-RELATED SEQUENCE 5-like. The transcript has 5 exons. Lineage: Eukaryota; Viridiplantae; Streptophyta; Magnoliopsida; Fabales; Fabaceae. Gene Ontology annotation, molecular function: zinc ion binding. The record is from RefSeq and is a predicted model, not a curated record. Gene Ontology annotation, biological process: regulation of DNA-templated transcription. The coding region runs from base 1 to 1716 and encodes 571 amino acids.
AUGCAUGCCAAGUGUGUGAUUCAGAACAACGAUGAGGCUGGGAUACGGCCCAAUAAGACUUACCUCGCACUGGCGAACGAGGUUGGUGGCUCGUCGAACUUAAGUUACUCAGAAAAGGAUGUGAGGAACUUCAUUACGAGCAAUUUGCGCUGUGCUGACGGAAACGUGGAUGUCAAGGAAAUGAUUAGCUAUUUCAUGCGAAUGAAAUAUAUCAACCUGAAUUUUUUUUAUGCAGUUGAUGUAGACGAAGCUAACCAGUUUAAAAGUGCGCUCUGGGUAGAUGCAAGAUGCAGAACUUCCUAUGAAUAUUAUGGUGAUGUGGUAUCAUUUGAUACAACGUACACUAGAAACAAGCACGGACUUCCAUUUGCAUCUUUUGUUGGCGUUAACCAUCAUGGCAAGUCCACUCUGCUCGGAUGUGCUUUGAUGGGAAAUGAGAAAAUUCGUUGCUUCGAGUGGGUCUUUAAGCAAUGGCUGAGGUGCAUGGGAUCUUCCCUACAGGCCAUCAUCACAGACCAGUGCAAAUCCAUGUUUGGUGCUAUCAAGAAUGUCCUUCCAGAUACUCGCCACCGAUGGUGCAUAUGGCACAUAAUGAAGAAGAUACCGCAUAAGCUCAGAAUAUAUGCUCGGUAUAAAGAAAUAGAUGAUAGAAUGCAUGGCACUGUUUGGAAUGUCAGGUCUGUGGAAUCUUUUGAGAAGGAUUGGUCUGUAUUCAUUAAUGAGUUUAACUUGGAGCGAAAUAUAUGGCUUUCAGACCUUUAUGACGAACGUCAAAUGUGGGUUCCAAUCUAUUUUCAAGGUGAAUUUUGGGCAGGUAUGAGAAGUACUCAACGGAGUGAGAGCAUGCACGCCUUUUAUGGUGGUUACUUGCAUUGCAAGAGUGGAUUGGUUCAGUUCGUGCAUCAGUAUGACAGCGUGCUUGGGAACAAGGAGCAGAAGGAACUGGAAGAUGAUGCUGUAGACUCUAAAGGAGUUGUUCCUUGUUCAUCGAGUACUACAAUUGAAAGACAAUUUCAGCAGCAAUACAUGUUAUAUGGGGAACCUAGGUCUUGGAACAAUAUUGUCAAGUUUGACCCGUCGACACAUAAGAUUCGGUGCGAGUGCAACAUGUUUGCAUCGAGAGGUAUUCUUUGUUGUCACUGUCUUGCUGUUUACUUUUAUUACGAAGUAGACAGAGUACCAUCUUGCUAUGUUCUCCCUCGAUGGAGCAAGAAUGUACAGCGGAAACACACUUUCAUUAAGAGUAGCCAUGACGAGAAACGAUCGGAUGAAAGCCACAACUUAUUUAAAAGAAUGUGUACGCACUUCUUUAAUGUGGCACAGAAAUUCAUGACAUGCGAAGAAGAGGCGGCUGUGUUACAUUCGGGUCUUGAUGAGUUAAGGGCCAAGUUGGUUGAUUAUCGUGUGAACUUGGGGUCCAGAAGUGUUCCCAAUACAGAUAACAACAUGUUGACACAGUUUGACCCAGCUUGUAUUGCAUCUGACAUUCAAGGUCCCUCUAAGGUCGCAACAAAGGGUCAACCGAGACUGAAGAGGCUUGGAUCUGAACUGGACGCAUCCAUUAAGAGAUCUAUGCGAAGAAAGAAGAAUAAUCCACCUCAGGUAAAUAAUGGAGCAAUCAAUCCAAACAUAGUGGCGGUUCCUGCUCUGAGCAUGAACGAAUCACAUGGAAAUGACGAGUUCUUGUCUUUGUUACACUCAUUUCGACAUAGUUAG